AUGGCUCCCACGAAGGGCAACGUCCAAAAAGCACAACAAAAGGCUGCACGACGGGAACUGCAGCAGAAAAAAGCCGCAGCCAAAGAGCAAAAGAAAAAACAGAGAAAAGGCGAGGUAGACUGUGAUGAGACUCCAAUAGAAGUGUUGCUUCAGCAGUUGGAAGAAGAACAGCGGCAAAGACAAAUCAAUAAGACCCAAGCUGUACAGUGUGAACAACCGUCACCUAGGGCGCAUGCAUCUCUAACCCUCGUACCAAGUGGGGACUUCUUGCUUUUUGGUGGGGAGAGUUUUGACGGCAAGAAAGUCCGUGUCUUUGGUGACCUCUUCAAAUGGGAUAUGGACAAAGCUGAAUGGAAACGUCUCGAAGCCCCCGAAAUGCCGAAGGCACGCUGCUCUCACCAAGCCGUAUAUCACAAUGACGCACUGUAUAUAUUUGGAGGUGAAUUUUCGACGUAUUAUCAAUUCCAUCAUUUCAAAGACUUUUGGAAGUUUGAUCUGAAGACGAAUUUGUGGAGCAAAAUACUCGUCGAGUCCUCUACACAGGUUCCUUCACCUCGGAGCGGACACAGAAUGGUCGUUUGGCGUGGCCUAUUAGUUCUGUUUGGCGGGUUUCACGACACGGGGAGAGAUACACGCUACUACAACGAUUUAUAUAUAUUCAUCUUUGGCGAAAACAGAUGGCGGAAAAUAGAGUUUCCUCCUCAUGCUCACAUUCCGGAGGCCCGAGGCGGCUGUGUCUUUAUUGCUGUUGGAGAUGCGAUACUGCUUCAUGGUGGCUUCGCCAAGAUCAGAGACACUAACAAGCGUGUCCAGGGGAAGACAUUUACUGACUCGUGGCUCUUGGACUUGAAGCCUCUGGCUAAGGGAGCACGGACGCAAACUCCCAACUGGGAGAAAAUUAGAAAUGGCGGUACUCCACCCUCGCCGAGAACAGGAAUGUGCGCAACCGGAUACAAGUCUAGUGUUAUUGUUUUUGGCGGUGUCGCCGACCAAGAUGAUGGAGGGACAAACCUGGCAUCCGUGUUUUUCAACGAUCUUUAUUCGUUUGAUAUGACAAAGAGGCGCUGGUACCGGCUCGAGCUUAAGAAUGGAAAGAAGAAGAACCGCAAAAGGCAAUCUUGCGAGCAGCUUGAGAAAGCUGUAGGUCAACAGGACCUUGUGGAAGAGCAAAGCAACUGCGAAAACAACGCUGAUGAAGAAUCUUCUGACGGUGAAGAAAACUGGAAAGAAACAUUCGCUUACUUUGAUGCCAAAGGCCGCCUGGUGAAGCUACGUCUUCAGGACUUUUCGGAAGUGACACAGCCCUUUAUGCCUACUCAAGACGACGCCCCUAGGCGGAGAGAACCAGAUAAUGAAGCGGCAGUCCACGCGGCUUCUUUAGUUCGAGGCAACGAGAAGAAUGCCGACACAAAUGAGACCUUGUCCACUCUCUCUGAGAUUUAUGCAUGUGUGGAAGCACAUAACUCCUCCGACUGUCAUGAUACACAGACGCAGCUUAAUGGUUCCCAGGCUGCCACAAAGAUCGACGCAGCGCCACUGAGGGCAUUAGAAGCGCAAAAGACCCCGCCAUUGUUUUCGGCUGAUAUGCCGCUACCGCGUCUUCAUGGAAUGCUUUGCGUGCGUGGUUCGAACUUGGUCCUCAUGGGGGGCAUAAUGGAGCUGGGGAGCAAGGAGAUCACUUUAGAUGACUGCUGGACCCUCAAUCUAAAUAAGAGAGAUCGCUGGAUUCGAGUGCUGGAGGGCACUAUGCAUGAACAGGAAUGGCAAGGAGCAGACAGUGACCAUGAGAGCAGCAAUGAAAGCGACGGCGAUGUUAGCAGCAGCAGUGGUUCCAGUAGCUUGGAGAGCGAUGAGCUGGACGACGGAACAUCAGAGUCGGAUGAGGAAGUACCACGACGGCAAGGCAAUGUACAGCGGGUGCGACGUCGCGUGCAGGAGGAGAUACAGCAGCUGAGGGAGCAGUACGACCUUGACGACCCCCUGGAAACACCUGCACAGGGCGAGUGCCUAAGGGAUUUUUUCGAUCGCACACGAGCACACUGGAUUGAAAAGGUGUCUACUGCAGGGAACGUGGUGCGAAAUAGCAAGGAGCUGACGCGGGAAGCUUUUGAGGCUGCCUCAGCCCGCGUCUCGUUUAUCCGGGGACCACUGCACCGAAUAGACGAACUGCUACGACUAGAUGAAGAUCAAGCAGAAGAGCAUGAUUCGCUAAACGACAGACAUACGGGCCACGCACUUAAGCGCCACUAG
Molecule: messenger RNA, 2250 nt
Organism: Eimeria tenella
Lineage: Eukaryota; Apicomplexa; Conoidasida; Eucoccidiorida; Eimeriidae
Product: kelch motif domain-containing protein, putative
Exons: 14
Coding region: 1-2250 (749 amino acids)
Molecular function (GO): protein binding
Source: RefSeq, a predicted model, not a curated record